This is a messenger RNA of Amyelois transitella, 4492 nucleotides long. It is a transcript of the gene Ent1, whose product is annotated as equilibrative nucleoside transporter 3. Bases 342 to 1712 code for a protein of 456 amino acids. Gene Ontology annotation, cellular component: plasma membrane. Gene Ontology annotation, molecular function: nucleoside transmembrane transporter activity. The transcript has 7 exons. The record is from RefSeq and is a predicted model, not a curated record. Gene Ontology annotation, biological process: nucleoside transmembrane transport. NCBI's taxonomy places the organism in Eukaryota, Metazoa, Arthropoda, Insecta, Lepidoptera, Pyralidae.
UGCCAUUGUGUGGACAAGUUUCUUUGUUGUCUUCAAUUUUCAUUUUAUUUACAGAAUUCUGCAGUUUUACAAACAUUCCUUCUAGCACGCAGUCAGUGUAAAGUGAAAUAAAUGUGAACAGACGGGAUGUCGAUGAAUCUUUAAAAAGUAAAAAAAAAAACAUUGCAUAAAAUAAUUGAUUAUUAAGUGUUUUUAUUUAAAAUAAUUGUGAAUUAUUUGAGUGUCUGUUUUCAAGAAUUGCAAAAGAUUAAUUGGAAUAUAUGACAAUCUGAGCAUUUAAAUUUUACAAAGUUUUAAGUUCUUUUAAUUGAUCAGCUGUUAAAUUGUCGUCGCCCGUAAUCAUGGAUCCUACAGGUUCUAUAAAUAAUGAAGACGAUAUUGAGACAAUAGAAAAUGAGGAAGAGAUCAUUGAUGAUUCUGAAGAGAGGGAGCUAGUAGGAGACUCAUGUUCCACUAAAGUGCUAGACUCGCCGGAUAUACCUCGCGAUAAAUACGGCAUCGUCUACAUAUUAUUUUACCUUUUCGGUAUUACUUCCUUGGUGCCCUGGAAUUUUCUUAUAACUGCAAAUGAUUACUGGAUGUACAAAUUCCGCGACGUGACCCCGAAAAACAUGACGAUGGUUGGCGAGGUGGUCAGGAAGACGCGGUUCCAGGCAGAGUUCACCUCCUACCUCAAUGUGGCUACCGCUAUACCUAACUUGAUUUUUCUCAUUCUCAAUUCAUUAUAUGGGCAUUUGGUGCCGAUGAAGAAUCGCCUGCAGGGCGCUCUGGUCGUCAUCACCAUAGCGUUCCUCGUGACCACGGCCUUCGUCCAAGUGGACACCGACGAGUGGCAGAACACAUUCUUCAUCAUCACCAUGGUCACUGUUGUUAUUAUGACUGCUGCCAGCGCCAUUUUUAUCGGCGGUCUAGUCGGAAUAGCGAGUCGUUUCUCCAAAGAAUAUAUGGCCGCUGUCGUGAGCGGCCAAUCACUCGGCGGUAUCAUAGCGGCCAUUGCCCAAAUCAUAUCUCUAGCUUUCAAAAUAUCCCCCCUCCACAGCGCUUUGAUAUACUUCAUCAUCGCAGACGUAAUGGUCAUAACGUCGCUAGCAUCGUACAUAUACUUGUACAAGAUUGAUUUCUUCACGCAUCACAUUCUGAGAGGGGUGGGGGUGGCGGCCAAUAGGCAUAGAGAAUUGUCUAUGGUAGCGAUAGUGAAGAAGAUUUGGGUGUACGCGUUCAGCAUAUUCGCCGUGUUCGCCAUCAGCAUGGCGGUGUAUCCGGCUGUCACGGUGCUGGUGGAGUCGCAUCCUGCCACGGCCGGGACUGAUUGGAACAACAUUUUCUUCGUGCCAGUGGUGAACUACCUGAUCUUCAACUGCGGUGACUACGCUGGUCGAUUGGUAGCCGGGUUCCUGUUGAAGCCUGAAAACCAAUGGAUAAUAGCAGGUGCCUGCCUACUAAGGAUCAUCGGAGUCCCGAUGCUGAUGCUGUGUAACGCCCGGCCUCGGAGUCAUUUGCCCGUGGUGUUCCUGUGGGAUUGGGAGUACAUCAUCAUCAUGAUCUUCUUCGCGUUCUCCAACGGGUACCUCACCAACAUAGUGAUGAUCAAUUCUACCAGAGUUGUAGAAUUGCACGAGCGAGAGAAGGCGUCGUCAGUGAUAGCAACCAUGCUGAGUGUGGGGCUCACAGUCGGGGCUGCAGUGGGAAUGUUGCUGGUGAGAGUUCUAUAAAGAGAAUGUCUUAAUUCUAUGCUGUACGGAAAUGUGACCCUUAUUGCUAACACAUUAAGAGCAACAGAGGCGUCUGUAAGAAAAUGUCUUAAAGUGCUUCAUAAUGUUCUAUGCGAUAUGUAAUUUUGACCCUUAAUGUUUUGACAUACGGUUCAAUUAUCUUCGCCCCGGCCCGGUGUGGAAGAGUAGGAGUGCUUUUGAAGCUGCGAUAAUUUUUUAAUUUUUUGAGAAAGUGGGAGAAUUUAAAAGCCUUUAAUCCGCCCGUUGCGAGAUUCAAUUCUAUUACAUACUUUUAAAUUGAUUUGGUUUUGUAAAUGGAAUGACAGUAAUUAGACAGAGAUCUGUUUAAUUACUUCCUAUGCGGACCCAAGGUUCCCUUAUUUGCAAGUCGGAUAAAACUGGAGAAUUACAGUAUAAAAUAUUUAUCACUAUAAAAGCGGACCUAGGACUCAUGAUGCACAGAUAGACAAUCAUGAUAUAUAAAACAGAGUUAAGCUUUGUAAUUUUAUUUAACUGGCUUUGACUAUAUUAAUGAUCGCGUUAACUGAGUGUAUGAAUACCAUACAUUAAUGCCGUAACGGUGCUUAAAUGUGAUUUAGUUUUAAUAUUUCGACGAUUCCCAAAAGAAUAAUUCCAGCUCAUUUGUUGAAUAAUUUUAUAAUUUAUUUUAUAAGUUUAAAUACUUAGGUUUUAUGUUGAUAAAAUGAAAAUGAAUGAAAGAUUAACAGCUCAUUAAUAGGUAUGAUGUAAUAUUUGAUUUUAAUUUAAUUCGUGUCUUAAAUACUUAAUUUAUUGGACAAUGUUGGAAUGGGUGGCAUGUGGACAGUGAAUUAUGUUAAAGCAAAAUUUUAUUGUUGCUUCUUAUUUGAAUUUACUGAAAUUUAAAUGAAUGUGAAUCAUUAUUUAAUUUGUAAAUAUACUUAUUACUUGUGUAAAAAUGUAUUAUAGUAUGGCAUGGAUUUAAUUAUUAUUAGCGUUGUAGGCAAUGUGAAAAACAAAAUAUAGCAACUAUCAAUCUUUUUGUUCUACAAGUGUUUAGUUUAUUUUUGGUGUCACCAUUUCAAUCUCAAUUCCAUUAUCAAAACAUACAGUUGAACGUGGCCUUUUAGUCUUUUCAAGACUGUUCCUCAAGGGACAAAUACUAUUAUAUUUUUAUAUAACGGCCAAGUUUAAUUAUUAACGACAGUUGUGAAGUGCAUUAUCUCUAAAAUCAAAAAUGUUAUUCGUUAAAAUUGUUUUGUUUGAAAAUGAAGAAAUUUUACAGGUGUUAUCUUUAACAGUACUUGCUUAGUUGCUAUAUUAUAACACGACUCGUAAAUGAAACUUAAUUAUAUUGACAAUAUAACGCUAGUUUUAAUUAUACCUAUGUGUUUAAUGUACGUGUAAAUGUAGAUAAAGCUGAUAUAGUCGGCUACAUGGAAAGUAUACCACUUCGAUAAUGUAUGAUAGGAAAACGUCAUUCUUUAAAAUUAUGUUUUUUUAUUGUGUAAGUUAAAGACAUUUCAUAGAAUUUAUUGCAAUUCUGUCUGUAGAUCUCAAAUGCGUAUCAUAAUAGUUGUUACCAAAUCAGACGAAAUGUUAUUGUAGAUAGGUAGUUAUGAAUUGUAUUUAGCAUUAAAUUUGUAUGUAAAAUCUGAAAUCAGGUGAAAUAAUUGUUAGUGUGUAAGAUGUACGUUAUGCUUUGUAAUGAUAAAAAUAUUUGAAACUUUUGGUAUAUUCUGUUAUUUAUGGACUAUUAACAUUGUGUUCAAUUUUAGUUAAUGACUUAUUGCAACAUUUUUUUAGUUUUUUUUUAUAAGGAAUUGACUCAUUAUAUGACGCUGGCGUGUAGUGCAUUAAUCAUAGAAAUCGAAAUAAAGAAGCCAAUAGAAAUGCCAUAGAUGUGUCACCGUCUUGCGCGCUGUCAAAUAAAUCUCAGAAAAUGUUCUUAGAUGCGCUAUGAAAAAGAAAACCGUGACAACUUAAUUAUUCCGAGUUCUAUAGUAUUAAUGUUAUAUUUUAAUGCAUCAAUUAUCAGAUGUCAUAUGAGCUUUAUAUAUCUGUAUGUGAUAUUAUAAUAUUAUAAUUUUGUAUCGUAGUUCGUAAGGAUAACUUAUUCAUUGCAUUUUGAUGUCUGUUCGUCCCGAAUAGUUUACCAAUGAUGGUAUCUAUAUUUAUAUAGUAAGCAUUUACUGUUUAUAAUAGUAAGGUAGCUUGCACUUAAACAAAUAUAUUAUUUAUGUGACAAUUUUGAGCUUUUACUGAUCACGCUAUCCAAUCACCAUAAAUAAGUUUUUAUUUCAGACAUGGUAUCAAAUGUAAUUUUAUCAUAAAAAUAUAUAGAUAUUUUAUUCAAAAUAAAAUAAAUUUUCCAAGAUUUCUACGGAUACACAGAUACAAAUCAAUACAGAUGACAAAUUCCAAAAACAAAAACAACUCAUUAAAAAUCUUAACCAUUUAUUUAUAAAAAUUACAUAUAAAACAUAAAAUCUAUAAACAUUUUGACCAUAGCUUAACGAACCAUAAUAUAUUUCUAAUUAUAUCUAAGUACAGUAUAAAUUACCAUCAUCCCUGAUUAUAAGCUUAAUAAACGGACGAUAAAAUUCCAUUAUUUAAAUAUUUUAUCAAGAAUUUGUUCAUUAUAUUUGAUCAAUAUAUUAGGGUAUUUUAUAAAUUGGUAUUUUUUUUUGUAGAAAAGUCACGUAUCUAACUUUGCAUGGAUCUUCAACAAUGUUCUAUAAUUAUCAUUCAUCAUACUCCGGACGUUGGUCCCGGUUGCGUCCUCAACUCUCUGCAGAGGA